AUGAAAUUUACAUCUCCUGGGUCUCUUGAUUCAUUCUAUUUCACCGGGUUGAAAACCCACAGGGAUCACUUGUCAAAGCAGAGAGUGUCAACUAUCUUGAUCUGCUCACGGCCUGCCCGGGGACAUGUCGACACCCACAGACCCAUGAGAUGUGCUUGUGCAAAUGUGGUGACCCGAGCCGGACCAGAAUAUCAAUACUUCGAUACCGUUUUACGAGUACGGUGUCGAUUCUCUGCUUGUCAUGGAGCUCUGAGAUUAGUUUUGAGAGAACUGAGAGCUGAUGUGGCGGUGUUUGACAUUGUGGAUUCUGCGAGUUUCGAGGCUUUUUGCUCACUUGUGGUGUAG
Botrytis fragariae is the source of this 345-nucleotide messenger RNA. RefSeq lists its product as uncharacterized. The record is from RefSeq and is a predicted model, not a curated record. Bases 1 to 345 code for a protein of 114 amino acids. Lineage: Eukaryota; Fungi; Ascomycota; Leotiomycetes; Helotiales; Sclerotiniaceae. The transcript is spliced from 3 exons.